Molecule: messenger RNA, 960 nt
Organism: Sceloporus undulatus (fence lizard)
Lineage: Eukaryota; Metazoa; Chordata; Lepidosauria; Squamata; Phrynosomatidae
Product: olfactory receptor 5F1-like
Exons: 1
Coding region: 1-960 (319 amino acids)
Biological process (GO): G protein-coupled receptor signaling pathway
Cellular component (GO): membrane
Molecular function (GO): G protein-coupled receptor activity; olfactory receptor activity
Source: RefSeq, a predicted model, not a curated record
AUGAACCUGACAAAAAACUUGAAGAACAGUACAUCUGUCACUGAAUUCCUCCUGCUGGGACUUGGCAACCUGAAGGGCCUGGAAUUUCUCUUCUUCCUACUUUUCCUAGUGAUCUACAUGGUGACCAUGGUUGGGAACAUCCUCAUCAUUGUGCUGGUGGUGUUUGAUCACAGCCUUCACACUCCCAUGUACUUUUUCCUUGGCAACUUGUCCUGCCUAGAGAUCUGUUACAGUUCCAGCAUUGUACCCAAGAUGCUUGCUGGCCUCCUCCAUCAGAGCACCACCAUUUCCAUUGCUGGCUGCAUGACGCAAUAUUACUUUUUUGGCUUCCUGGCGGUGACUGAGUGUUACCUCCUGGCAGCAAUGUCUUAUGAUCGGUAUGUGGCUAUAUGCAAACCAUUGCUCUAUCUGACUCUUAUGGACAGCAAAGUUUGCUUUCAGCUUGCAGCUGGAUCUUGGCUAAAUGGAUUGAUGGUGGUUAACCUAACAAUAUAUUUAAUGCAACAGUUAACCUUCUGUGGUCCCAACACAAUUGACCAUUUCUUUUGUGAUUACAGGCCAUUGCUAAAGUUGUCAUGCAGUGACACCUACAUGAUGGAGCUGAUAACAACCUUUCUGGCAGGCCUAUGUUCUCUACCACCCUUUGUUUUAACAUUGGCCUCCUACGGCUAUAUCAUAUUGGCUAUUCUGAGAAUCCCAUCUAAUGUUGGGAGGCAAAAGGCCUUCUCCACCUGCUCCUCUCACCUCAUAGUGGUGUCUGUUUUCUAUGGCACAAUCAUUAUUGUCUAUCUCAUACCGAAAACAGAGGUGCUGUCCAAUGCCAAUAAGAUAUUCUCUCUUUUCUACAUAAUCUUGACUCCACUACUUAAUCCCAUAAUUUACAGCCUAAGAAACAAGGAGGUAAAAAAUGCCUUGAGGAGAGCUAUUCUUAAAUUCUUUGUUUACAAAUCUGUUGUUUAA